Molecule: messenger RNA, 1180 nt
Organism: Drosophila busckii
Lineage: Eukaryota; Metazoa; Arthropoda; Insecta; Diptera; Drosophilidae
Exons: 3
Coding region: 96-998 (300 amino acids)
Source: RefSeq, a predicted model, not a curated record
GUAGCAUAUGUUUACUUAGCGGCAAACAUUUUUUCCACAUCAGUUUAAUUCCGAAUCUCAAACAGUCAACAACGCAGAGUUUUAAACAAGCAGCGAUGCCAAUUGAAAUCAAUACACCCGAUAAGUUAGAAUAUCAAUUUUUUCCGGCUAGUGGUGGAGUGUUUACCUUCAAAGUGCGUUCACCAAAAGAUGCGCAUAUUGCGCUCGCCCCGGGGCCCCAGGAGGGUACACCAAUGUUUGAGAUUUUUAUUGGUGGGUGGGAAAAUAGCAAGUCCGUAAUACGUAAGGACCGCCAAAAACCAGAUGUUGUUGAGAUCCCCACAGCCGGCAUUCUGGACGCUGGAGAAUUCCGAGGCUUUUGGGUGCGUUGGUAUGAUAAUGUUAUAACCGUUGGUCAUGCCGGUGAUGCCGCUGCGUUCCUCUCCUAUGACGCUGUAGAUUUGUUUCCCGUUAACUAUGUGGGUAUUUGCACUGGCUGGGGAGCUACUGGGACAUGGAUGCUGGAUGAACCCUCUUCACCGACUGCUCCAUCAGCACCAGUAAUGGGUUUUUCAAAUCCUAUUGGAAAUGGACCUGGCUGUUGGGUGCCAGCUGCUAAUGGCGAAACUCCGCCUGGUGCCAUGCAAGGUGGAUUUGACAGUAGUGAGCAGUUGUAUAUUGCGCGUGCGCGUCAUGAGGGCGAUCUUAUUCCAGGCAAACUGCAUCCUUCUCACGGUGUUGUCUAUGUGGCAUGGGGUGGUGGCGAACAUGGCCAUAACGAAUACGAAGUUCUGUGCGAAGGCGGUGGCCUAUGGGUGCCCGUUGAGGCUGGUAAUAUUCCACCUGGCGCUUUUCCAGCUGGCGAGACAAGCGAAGGCGAGCCGCUCUUUAUUGGUCGCGUCACCCACGAUGGUACCGUAACUGUGGGCAAAGUGCAGCCAUCACAUGGUUGUUGCUACAUACCUUAUGGCGGUGAGGAGUUAAUGUAUAAGGAGUUCGAAAUCUAUGUCGCCAAAUAAUUAAUAUUAUGGUAUGAUAUCGAGAGUAAGGAUACUGUCCGUAUGUAUUGAGUUGUACACAAUUGAGCUUCAAAGAUGCUUAAGACAUGCACUAAAAAAAUGUACUAUGCAAAUGCAGAUGAUGAUUUUCUGUAUGCAUAUGACUGUAUUUAAAAACAAAUAAACUAAAGUAAUACAAAUUA